Messenger RNA from Malassezia pachydermatis, 600 nucleotides. Its product is annotated as syntaxin family member tlg1. Lineage: Eukaryota; Fungi; Basidiomycota; Malasseziomycetes; Malasseziales; Malasseziaceae. Gene Ontology annotation, cellular component: membrane. The record is from RefSeq and is a predicted model, not a curated record. The transcript is spliced from 2 exons. Gene Ontology annotation, biological process: Golgi vesicle transport. Bases 1 to 600 code for a protein of 199 amino acids.
AUGCCUCGCGAUCCUUAUCACGACUUUGAGAAAGACAUUGAAAACUCGCUUAGGAGAGCCGAAUCCCUAUUUCAAAAAUCCAGCCGCGAUGACAAGGCCAGGCGCGAGCUUUCCACGACGUUGGACAGUUUGCGACAAGAUCUCGACGAUGUCAAAGAAACGGUACAAGUCGUAGAGCAAAGCGAUGCUAGUCGAUUCGGUAUCGAUGCUGUGGAAUUGGAUCGAAGAAAACGUUUUGUGCAGAAGUGUGAAAGCACGAUACAUCGUCUGUCAUCUCACUUGACAUCGGUAAUGGCCCAACCGUCGGUGUCGUUGGCUUGGGAAAAGGAGCAGCAGCAGCAGCUUUUGGCUCACCAGGACCAGGCAUUAGAUACCAUUGGCUCAUCUCUUUAUACACUUCGUGAGCAGGCGCAACUUAUUGGGCAAGAGGCCGAUGAGCAUGUGCUCAUGCUGGGCGAGCUGGACACGGAUGUAGACCGGACGCAAUCGCAGCUUCAGCAUGCAAUGGUCCGAAUGGAUAAGCUGAUUGCACAGACUGACGCACGAUUGGGGGGGUGGUGUGUGUGGAUCCUCAUUGUGGCACGUACUAGGCGCAACUAA